Molecule: messenger RNA, 1794 nt
Organism: Fundulus heteroclitus (mummichog)
Lineage: Eukaryota; Metazoa; Chordata; Actinopteri; Cyprinodontiformes; Fundulidae
Gene: cd40lg
Product: CD40 ligand
Exons: 4
Coding region: 873-1586 (237 amino acids)
Biological process (GO): immune response
Cellular component (GO): membrane
Molecular function (GO): tumor necrosis factor receptor binding
Source: RefSeq, a predicted model, not a curated record
GGGGGGUUGUUUUGUUUUCUUUAUCAAAAUAUUUCACUGAUAUGAUUAUUAAGCAUGACCUCAAGAACCAAAUUAGUCUUUUUCUUUCUUUAUUUUUUUUUAACAAAGAUAUCAGAAUAACUGAAAGAAUGCCGUAACAAACUGAAAAGCCUUCUGCUGGUGCACACAUUUGGUUUCAGUUGUGGUCUGCAAAGUAUAAAACAACCAGAAUAGUAGCACAAAAUCUUGAGUGAAAAUCUAAAAUGCACACGGAAACAGGUUGUGCAAACCCGUGUGCAACAUCUUGCAGGAUCUUUACUCAUUUAUUUCUCUGUGAAAAAAAUAUUUUUAAGAGUAAUGUGAUAUAAAGGCUGCUGUGCUCAUAAAAGACCCAAAUAAACAUUGCUAGACUGCGUAGUAUAAAGCCUUUUUUAAUGUCAAAUUAAAUUAAAAUAAAGUGCAUAAUAAAGCCCCUUAGUUAUAUCAUAACUGAUAACUGAUAUAAACUAUGAAAAAAAAAAAUCAACAAAUCAAAUCUGAAAAUUUACCUAUUAAGCAUGCUAUCCGCAUCACAAAAUGUCACAUUAACUUACCGGCAUAAAUAAGAGUUUAUUUUUAAAUGCUGGUUUUACUGACUAACAUAAACCAGCAUUGCAUUACAUGGAACCAUGUGAAACAUACCUGCCAUUAAGGAAGUAAGACAUGGGUAUGAUGUAUUUCACACGACACACUUACGUCCUCACCACAGGUCACAUCUCUCACAGCUCUAAAGGGCUCAAAGCUUCCAGGAAGUGCAUGUAGAAAAACUCUCCGACUCGAGGGAGCAUCUGUUCAGAAGCGCCUGGGAUGUCACGGGCGACAGACCUGUCUGGGUUCCACCGCUCCCCUCCAUCAUGAUCAACACCUACCAGACCAGCAUGGCGCUGCCACAGGUGCCUCCGCCGGUGCCGCCGCGCCUCGGCAGGUCCCAGCCAGUCCUCAUCCCGGCUCCGCUUACAUCACCGGGCCACAGCAGGCCACUUUUGCGCUUCUUGGUUUGUGUGGUUAUGCUGCACUUGUUCCUGUCUGUUGGAGGAUUUCUAUACCUGUACUACAAUGAAAUACAAAUUUCACGUGCAGCUUACUCUUCACCACAAGCCAGAGCUGGUUUUCCCCCCGUAGGAAAACAAGACACAACCUACAGAGUCCUGGCACGCAUGGUAGUUAAGAAGAGUCCAUCUCCUCAAAAAGCUGGUUACUUUGAAUGGAACAUCGAGCAUUCAAUUCAUAAAAAGAUCAACUACUUUGAAAAAAGCUGGCUGACUAUCCUUGAGCCCGGCGACUACUUCGUCUACUCCAGGGUGACCUUCUCCAAGGGCCACGCCACCAUCCCACUGGCCAGCUUGGUCAAGCUGAGGAAGAGCCAGAGUGAGAAGGAGACGGACGUGAUGAAGGCCUACUGCAGCCUGAGCAACGGCAUGGACUCUUUGAACCCUCACAUGUGCACAGCCACACAACAGGAUGUGAUCACAUUGGAGAAGGGAAACCAGCUCAGCCUCUGGGUGGACGACCUCUCGCUUGUGGACUAUGACAUGACUGCGACAAGCUUUGGGAUGUAUAAGGUUUAGGACCUGCAGGGACCAGGACUCCAAAACCAGGGAUCUGCCACUGUGGAUGGAAUACACAUACUAAGAACACUCUAAGGAGCGAGUCGACACGCCUUUCCGUGGUACACAGAGACACAUUUCCAAACUAUAAUUUAUUAAAUAGCAUUGUCUACUUCUUUGUUUUGUCAAUGGUUGCUUUGUAUUUAUUUAAGUAAACUGGACUAUAUAU